Molecule: messenger RNA, 2041 nt
Organism: Doryrhamphus excisus (bluestripe pipefish)
Lineage: Eukaryota; Metazoa; Chordata; Actinopteri; Syngnathiformes; Syngnathidae
Gene: etfbkmt
Product: electron transfer flavoprotein subunit beta lysine methyltransferase
Biological process (GO): peptidyl-lysine trimethylation
Cellular component (GO): mitochondrial matrix
Molecular function (GO): protein-lysine N-methyltransferase activity
Source: RefSeq, a predicted model, not a curated record
CUACACGGCGACGGACUAGUUAACCAAGGCACCGUUUUUCCAAUGUUGUCUUCCUGUGGAGGUGUUUUCAUGAGUAUGGGUGCUCCUUUUUCACUGCCGUUAUAACGUAACGUGAGCUCAUAUGUAAUAUUUCAAAUAUAUAAUAAUAUAUAAUAUCCGCUUGAAUAACUGUGAUUAGCAUAGCAGCUAUAUUAGCCACAGCAUGUUGAAGCCUUUAAGCACUUGUAGACUUUUUAGUCGUUUAAAAUCAGUGACCGCCCCCAGGCCAACUCCGAUCAAACGCCUGAGCGAUGAGGCCAUUAGAAGGUUUAUUUCAGAGAAUACACAAACUGUCGAAGAGGACAACUUGACACCAGAGAUCAAGUUAAGACUUUUUACCCCAAAGUGUAGAUUUUGGUUUGAAAGACCAGAACUUUGGCCCUUUGAGGACCCAUAUUGGGCCAUAUACUGGCCAGGCGGACAGGCGCUUUCAAGGUAUCUCCUGGACAAUCCUGGCGUGUGUCAGGGAAGGUCAGUCUUGGAUGUGGGCAGCGGCUGUGGGGCUUCAGCCAUCGCGGCUACACGAAGUGGAGCUGCUCAUGUUCUUGCUAACGACAUCGACCCCGUUGCCAUUCUGGCGACCCGCAUGAACUUUGAGCUGAACGGCCUGGAGGCGCCCACCUGCGUGACAGGAAACAUGAUUGGCUCGUGUCCUGGCGGCUUUGACCUGAUCCUCCUCGGUGACAUGUUUUACGACGAGGUCCUUUCCCGCAGCCUUCACGCGUGGUUGGACCGCUGCAUUCAAACCAACCGCAGCCAAGUUCUCAUCGGAGACCCCGGCAGAGCCCACUUCCAGGAGAACGGCCUUCGGAGACUCGCCCGCUUUGAGCUGCCCACGUCUGUACAGGAGGAGAACUAUGGUCUUACCUGCAGCAGCGUUUGGUCUUACCGUCCUCAACUGGACUUGAGGACAUGAGACUCGCACAUAAUUCUUUUCUCUAACGGACAUUGUGCAAACCUUAACCAGUGCUUAAGAUAAGAUAUGCCAAGAAAUCAUAUUUCAAGAAAAAAUGUCAUCUCAGCUUUCAGUGUCAAAUUUUCUAUUGCCAUGUUUUUCUUUUUAAGUUAAAAAAAAUGUAGUCAUGGAAAAAAUGAUGUUAACGACUGAUAUUGACAAUAUCGGCAUGUUUUUUUGGUCAUAACCCAAUCUCAGACAUUCCUAAACACAAGCACGGGCAUGAAGAAUAAAAUGCAAAGUGAAUUCCGAAUGCAUAUAAACCCUCAAUCAGCCCAAAUGGAGACACAAAGUAGCAAACAUCUUGGCCUUGGCGGUGAAAUACGUAGAGGGGCGUCAAGGCGGCGCCAAGGAGCCAUCCCGUGGUGGCCAGACAAGGAGAAGGAACCCUAAAGCUGUACAGAGAAAAUGGCAACAAAGCGUUCAGAAGGACGGCAUUUUUUUUUAUUGAACGACUCAAAACCAACCAGAGUCCAACAAAACCGGAAGCCCCGCUUCCAGGUUGUACCGCCAAAAGAAAUUCCCUCCAUGUUUUACUACAUUGAAUAUAAAACAUCAAAUACGGCUGAAGUAAACUGUUCACAUGGUUUAUAUAAAAAAAAACACCAAUGGCCAAAAUAAAAGAUCUAUUUUUAUAUAAAAAUAUAAACAUGGCUGUCACAGGACAACUUGUUCUUCUAAGGCAACAGGAAGCAUACCUUGAGGUCACGUGAACCAACUAAAACUUUGGCUAACAAAUCAGAGCUUCAUCCAUCCUUCAUCAGAGGAUUCCAAAUAAAUAUAAAAUCCAUCCACGGCUACCGAGUCACCGACAGUUGGGACAUCUCCAUGUAUUUCUUCUGAAACACUGCAAAGACACCGGAGCUUCUGGGGGCGGCGUGGUGCUGUGUGGGGUCGCACCCCUUUCCAGGAAGAGGAUUCCACACAUUAGCUGGAAAAAAUGACAACAAAAAGGAUUUUUCAUGCUGAUGUUAUUAAAACAUAAAAUGCACACAGAGCUUGAAAUGUCCUACCUAUGCUUUUCUGAUGGAGGGUCUCCUUUUUGGA